GAGCCAGUCCGCCGUUGCGGGACAAAGGGUGACGCCGAGAGCCGUAGUCAUGGCGUCGCCGGAGCCCAGCCUGGCCGCCCGGAGCCCCGCGGCGCCGCCCGAGCAGCAGGAAGGAGCCGGUGACUGUGCCGACCCUGAGCCCGACUCCGUGAGCCCCGCGGCGCCGGAGCUCCCUGGCACGCCCGCACCUUUGGACGCGGCGCUGCAGGCCGAAGCCGCCCCGCGGCCGGGUGCCUCCCGGCCCGGCCCCGAGACGUUCCGCCAGCGCUUCCGGCAGUUCCGCUACCAGGACGCGGCGGGGCCCCGGGAAGCCUUCCGGCAGCUGCGGGAGCUGUCCCGCCAGUGGCUGCGGCCUGACAUCCGCACUAAGGAGCAGAUCGUGGAGAUGCUGGUGCAGGAGCAGCUGCAGGCCAUCCUGCCCGAGGCGGCCCGGGCCCGGCGGCUGCGGCGCCGCGCGGAUGUGCGCAUCACUGGCUGAGCAGCGGAGCCGGGGGGCUCCUUGGACUGAUACCCUACCCUGAGUUAAUGAAAGUUGAAUUUUGACAGCU
Phodopus roborovskii (desert hamster) is the source of this 548-nucleotide messenger RNA. It is a transcript of the gene Scand1, whose product is annotated as SCAN domain containing 1. Bases 50 to 478 code for a protein of 142 amino acids. Lineage: Eukaryota; Metazoa; Chordata; Mammalia; Rodentia; Cricetidae. The transcript has a single exon. The record is from RefSeq and is a predicted model, not a curated record.